AUGUUCCUACCAUCUAUCUUUCCCAACCGAGGAUCUAGCUUUAAUAUAGACUCCGAUAUUCCUCCUCUAGAUGGCAAAGUCAUCCUCAUGACUGGGGGUACAAGUGGUCUUGGCAAACAGACCGUUAUCGAGUUGGCCAAGCAUCGCCCCGCACGUAUAUGGCUGGCGGCGCGCAACGCUGAAAAGGCCUCGGCUACCGCCAGGGAGAUCCAGGAGGUAGUGGGCAGUGAAAGUGUUCUCAGUAUCCUCGUACUGGACCUUAGCUCGCUUGAGACGGUGAGCGCAGCAGCCAAAAUCGUUCGGGCGGAGUCGUCGAGACUGGACCUCCUGAUAUUAAAUGCGGCAGUCAUGGUACCUGCUGCCGCGCAGACCGCUGCCGGGUACGAACUGCAGUUCGCGACUAAUCAUCUUGGCCACGCACUUCUGAUACAAAAUCUGUUGCCAUUGCUACUGGAGACACAGAAAAGAGAUACGCGAGCAAAUGUGCGCAUUGUGAGCCUGACCUCAACCGCUCAUCGGAUGGCACCCCCUGGUGGCAUUCACUUCGAGCUGCUCCAGUCUCCUGCAGAGACCCUUUCGCCAUUAUCCCGUUACGCUCAAAGCAGGCUGGCCAACAUCCUGUACACCCGGGCAAUAGCUCGGCGUCAUCCCGAUCUCACGGUUGUCUCUGUGCACCCGGCCAUAUCGAAGACACCCCUCAUUGGGCAGUUUGCCGAGUCGCUCUCUCUCAAUCCGGAUAUGGUCCGGUUAACCUCCCCGCUGUGGUUGCACGAUAUCCGAGAAGGCAUCAAAAAUCCAUUGUGGGCCGCGUUCGCACCAGAUGUGCGCAGUGGUGAAUAUUAUGAGCCAAUUGGUGUGCGUGGAAGGGCCAGUCGUGAUGCUUCUGAUAAUGACCUAGAGCACAAACUGUGGGAUUGGACAGAGAAUGAGCUACACAAGUGGAAAUAA
Molecule: messenger RNA, 948 nt
Organism: Penicillium argentinense
Lineage: Eukaryota; Fungi; Ascomycota; Eurotiomycetes; Eurotiales; Aspergillaceae
Exons: 1
Coding region: 1-948 (315 amino acids)
Source: RefSeq, a predicted model, not a curated record